GAGCUCCAAAGUAGAGUCUACACAGGCAACUGCAGCUUCCAAACAAAGCGAGAAGCCGGAAAAGAUGGUGGAGGACAACCUCUUUGGCCCUUCAAAAGCCUCACGUGGCUCCACUGCAUCCCUCUUCGAUGAUGACGAUGACGAGGUCUUCUUGGCUAAGCCAAAGAAGGCUUCGUCACCAAGCAAGACGAGGGCAUCCCUGUUCGGAGAUGAUUCCGAUGAUGACUUCUUGAUUAAGAAGUGA
Molecule: messenger RNA, 244 nt
Organism: Symbiodinium pilosum
Lineage: Eukaryota; Dinophyceae; Suessiales; Symbiodiniaceae
Source: the annotation of a GenBank genome assembly